Molecule: messenger RNA, 1293 nt
Organism: Vitis riparia (riverbank grape)
Lineage: Eukaryota; Viridiplantae; Streptophyta; Magnoliopsida; Vitales; Vitaceae
Exons: 1
Coding region: 154-486 (110 amino acids)
Source: RefSeq, a predicted model, not a curated record
AGGUCAUUCCGCAAAUGCCCCCAAAUUAAAGCGAUUUCCCCACCAAGAUAAGGCUCCAAACCACCUCUCUUCAUUACCAAGCUGCCUCUCUCAACUCCAACCAAAACCAUUUUGUAUAAAUUCAGCAGCAUUGCCAAAGAAAAUCCUGAAGAUAUGGCAGCCCAAAACCCGGUGGAGAUUGGCACCAGAGGCACUGUUGGAUCCCUCAUAAUGCAAGAAAUCGAAUACUUCAGUCGGCUUGAGAUAGGCCACAAAGAUUGCUCUCAGAAGCCUCAGUGUAAGAUUGCAGAUGCCAUUUCCUCUGGUAGUCAUUCCAUACCAAAGUUUGGCAUUAUGAUCAAGGCCCAGAAAAAGAAGAAGAGAGGCAGCAGGCUCCUACCAAGCAUGUGUUCUAUAGUGGAAGUUGCAGACAGCAAUCAGCCAAAUGGGAUUUCUGGGUUCACUUACAGGAAUCUGAAGGCUGAUGUAAAGAAGCUGCAGCUUUAGAUCAUGCUCUCAGAGAGCUUAGAGAAGCCAAGCUUCUUGAGUCGAUUAGUUAUAGGACUAGACCAUGCUCUAUCUGUGUUACCACAUUUGAUGUCAACAAUCUCCACAGAUCCUUUCUUCUCCGUCUUCUGUCUACAAGGAGUUCUAUCCAAAGCAAUAUUAUCAGCACCAAGCAUUGGUAUUUUAUGGCUUUUUCUAGUGUAGUUUUUUGUUUUCCGAGCAGUUUCAGGACUUCUAUGAUUGACGCUUUUGCUGCUGCUGGCUUCAUCAGAUGAUGGUCUUGGUUGUAGUUUUUUGGGAGCAGAAGUACUACAAGGAACUGAAACAGCAACCAUUGGAGCUUUGUUUCUGGGCGAUAUCGUUGGAACUUGAGACACAGACUUAACAGAUUCCAAUUCCCUUGUCAUCAGGGAACCAAUAGUCCCAGUGGUACCUAUCCUGAUGGAUUUUCCAUCCUCCUUGAUAAUUUCAAGUGUCUGAGCCAUGUUGCUCUCCAGUCUUCCCAGAAGUUAUCUUCUAGCAGGGAGAAAAAUCAAAGCAGCUCAAGAGCCUGUCAUUUAGCAGCAACACCCGAAACAUCAUAUGGAUGGUAAUUAUGAUUUUGAGUUGAAAUAUAAUCAUUGUAUACUUAUAUUAACCAAGAAUAGGCAAAGGGUUCUGCGCUAAAUCAAACCCUCAUCUUGGUGACCUUUCAAAGGUUGAAAGAGAUCUAUAAUCUCCAGAUACCCAAUUGAAACAGGGGAUCUGUUUAGCAGAAAAAAGAAAAAUUUGAAGAUGAAGAAGAAGAUUCAAAUUACACCUUUUCAA